AUGCUUCAGUCCCUUCCGCCUGCCACCUUCUCAUUUCCUCGCCAUGGCAUCACCAACCACAACCUUCUCCGCCCUUUUCCUCUUUCUUGCUCUCUUCUUCGCCGCCAUCAAUGCUCAAGAUUGCGGCCCUUCGCCGGCGCCCAGUCCCGAGGCCGGAGCGGUGGGAUCCGUUUCGAGCUCGGUUUCCCUUAUCGGAGCUUCGGUUGUGCUGUCAUUGAUGGUCAUUUUGAAGCAUUGAAUUCCUGA
This is a messenger RNA of Sphenostylis stenocarpa, 246 nucleotides long. NCBI's taxonomy places the organism in Eukaryota, Viridiplantae, Streptophyta, Magnoliopsida, Fabales, Fabaceae. The record is from the annotation of a GenBank genome assembly.